UCCCGACGCUCUGAGGUCACCGACGGGGCCGAACUGCAGGGGGCGGAGGGACGGAGGGAAGAUGGCGGCGGAGGCCGGAUAUUGGCGCCGCCUCCCCCAAUCCCGGAGCCGGCGCAGAUGAGGCGGCUCGGCUGGAGCCAGCGGCGCUUCGGAACCCGAGCCGGGGAGACCCUGGCGGUGGGGCCUGGCCCAGCUCUAUGCCGGCGCCUCGGCUAGAGUGAGCGGCGGCGGCGGCGGCGGCGGCGGCGGCGGCAGCGGCGGUGGUGGCGGCGGCGGCGGCGGCGGCGGCGACGCCUCGCUCCUCCGCUUCUCUCCCGGUCGCUGUGAGUCCCCGCGGGCGGCGGGCGGCGGGGCCAGGAUGGAGGACGUUAACUCCAACGUGAACGCCGACCAGGAGGUGCGGAAGCUGCAGGAACUGGUGAAGAAGCUGGAGAAGCAGAACGAGCAGCUGCGGAGCCGCUCGGGCGCCGUGCAGGGCGCAGGCCCGCUGGGCCCGGGCAGCCCGCUGCGGGCCGGGGUGUCGGCUCCCGGCUCCGGCGCGGCAUCCCCUCGAGGUUACCCUUUGGGCCUCGGCGUCAAGUCCGGGGGCGGCGGGGCCGGGUCGGGCCCCAGGCGGACGAGCAGCGAGGAGCCGCGGGACGUCACCUGCUUGCUGGCGGCGGGCGAGGGCGGCUUGCUGGACGAGGUGGAGCCGCUGAGGCCCGAGGAACUGGAGCGCCUGUCAGGCUGGGAGGAGGAGGAGGAGAGCUGGCUGUAUUCAUCACCAAAGAAAAAACUUACACCAAUGCAGAAAUCAGUUAGUCCAUUAGUUUGGUGCAGGCAAGUUUUGGAUUACCCAAGUCCUGAUGUUGAAUGUGCUAAGAAGUCUCUUAUCCACAAACUUGAUCAAACUAUGUCAGCUUUCAAGAGGCAGAAUUUAUACAAUAAUCCUUUCAACUCUGUGAGUUAUACAAGUCCUUACAGUCCAAAUGCCAGUAGUCCAUAUAGCAGUGGCUUCAAUUCUCCAUCCUCAACCCCAGUACGUCCUCCUAUAGUCAAACAGCUAAUACUUCCUGGAAAUUCAGGUAACUUCAAAAAUUCAUCAGACAGAAAUCCUCCACUCAGUCCUCAGUCGUCUAUAGAUAGUGAGUUAAGUGCUUCAGAAUUUGAUGAAGAUUCAAUUGGAUCCAAUUAUAAGCUAAAUGAUGUAACUGAUGUACAGAUUCUAGCUCGGAUGCAAGAAGAAAGUCUUCGGCAAGAAUAUGCAGCUACCACAUCUCGGCGCAGUUCUGGUUCAUCUUGCAAUUCUACAAGACGGGGUACUUUUAGUGAUCAGGAACUUGAUGCACAAAGUUUAGAUGAUGAAGAUGACAAUAUGCAUCAUGCCGUAUACCCUGCUGUUAACAGGUUUUCACCAUCACCACGCAAUUCACCUCGACCAUCACCUAAGCAGUCACCCAGAAAUUCACCUCGUUCACGAUCUCCUGCGCGGGGAAUAGAAUAUAGUAGAGUAUCCCCACAGCCUAUGAUUAGCCGCUUACAGCAACCUCGACUUUCACUUCAAGGCCAUCCCACAGAUUUACAGACAAGCAAUGUUAAAAAUGAAGAAAAACUGAGACGCAGUCUUCCAAACCUGUCCCGAACAUCUAACACACAAAUUGACUCCGUGAAAAGCAGUAGAAGUGACUCAAAUUUUCAAGUGCCAAACGGAGGAAUACCUCGCAUGCAACCUCAGGCUUCAGCCACUUCGCAAAGGCUGAAAAAUUUGCCUCGCACUUCCCUCAAAGCCAAACAGUUGCUUCAAACUUCAUCUACAAAAAGAGUACCUUCUCCAGGCAAAUUCCGCUCUCCUGCAGCACCAUCUCCUUUGGCUCUUCGACAACCAGUGAAAGCAUUUAGUAACCAUGGCUCUGGUUCUCCUGGUAGCCAAGAAACAACACAGUUCACACAAACCACCUCCUCACCCGGGCCUCCCGUGGUUCAGAACACAGUCCCAGCAAACCCCAGCAAUAUCAACAGUACUACUCUAACUAGACCUGCAGGGACAACCGCAAUGAGAAGCGGCUUGCCCAGACCCAGCGCCCCUUCUGCUGGGGGCAUACCAGUGCCUCGCAGCAAGCUUGCACAGCCUGUUCGCAGAUCCUUGCCAGCUCCUAAAACCUAUGGUAGCAUGAAAGACGACAGUUGGAAAGAUGGCUGCUACUGACCAGCAAAGACAAGAUUGCAGAAGUCCACAGCUUCAUAAUACCCCUUCACCAGUCUGAAAAACAACUUUUAUAUAUGCAGACUGUUCUGAUACAGCUCUUGGGAUUCAUAAAAUCUCAGCCCUCUCUGUCUUAAACUAGCACAACUGACAGAGAUGAUCAAGCAGCACUUUAAUGACAUUUAACAUCAAAUGUGUUUGGUGAUCAUACAAUCACUUCCAUGAAAUCACUUUUUAGUUUUGCUUAAUAGAAAUUCGGUUGAUUUUUUUUUUUUUUUUUUUAAUAUUUGAUGGAAACCAAUAUCUGGGUAAAUACCAAGUGGAUGCCAAAGAAAAUGCCCAUUUGUAAAUGAAAGCCUAACAUUGUACACAGAAAAUGGUGAGUUCAGGCUAUCCAAAAAUCUUAUUCAACCUAAUUUACUGUAUGAAUAGUAUCAAUAAAUAUUUGUGUCAAUGAGAACUAAUAUCCUGACUAAUUAUCUAAAGUGUCUGACCAGUCCUUCAGGAAGCGAUAGAUGAAGAUUGGAUUGGAAGACAGAAAAAGGAAACAGGCUAGAGAUUUCAAGCAUAUGAUACCUACAUUUAAGAAUUUCUAUCUUUUUUUUUUUUUUUUUUUGCAAAUUAAUUAGAAAACAUCAUUUUGUUUAGUCUUAAGGUUUAGACAUAGCUCACCUUUCACCUCCACCAGAUGAUGUUGCCAUGUACAUCAUGAUGUUGUUGCAUUGACACAAAACAACUGCAUUUGUUUUGAUUGCCAAAAGGGCUUGAUACCAGUUGUACAAUCUUUCUAAAUUUUAUAGUUCCCGGCUCAGGAAAGACGGCCUUUACUAUUGAAACCUACUUCUUCAGGUUACCUGUAACAGAAGUAAAAGAUCUCGUUUCUCUUAGCAGGUUUCCAUGAUUGGGAAGAACAAGUAGAGCAUGUCUUUAUUCUUGAUACAACACCUCAGUGCUUACAACCUGGAACAAAACCAUACAGUGAGAGAGAGGGUGGAAAUCUAUGCACUUAAUCUACAAAAUCUCUGGUGAUGACAGUUGUAUUGUUGCUAUUAAAUGGCAUAACAGUCUAUUUUGUGGUAGGUAAAUCUAGCCUAUUAAUCCUAUUUAAGUCUAUCCACUUUAAACUGAGUAAAGAAAAUACCUUUUUCUAAAUAUUGCCCCUUUUGACUAAGAUUCUGCCUUACGUCAGUUUUUCCAUUUUUGGUAACCUACUACAUCUGACUCAUAACUUGUUUAAUACUUGCUCUCUCAUGGUAGAUAUAUCCUUGAAAUUAUCCAUUUUGGUUUUAUCAGAACUAAAACUUCUUUCAUAGUAGGUUUGUCACUUUUGAUGGUGUAGUCUUUUAACAACCAUCAAAUAGUGGCAUUUGAGUCACCUAAAAGAUUUUAGGUAUUUAAACAUAAGUUUAUUUCCUGUUAAUCAAAGACAUUCUGUAAGUUGGCAGAAGAAAUUGAGAGAGAAAUGGAAGGCUUUAUAUUCAGUACCAUAUUGAGGCUGAUAGAUUGAGAGAAUGAUAAUACUUAAAACCAAGCCCAUUCUGCCGUGACUGACACUAGGGUAAUUGGUACCAUUGUGACCAGGAGGAAGGUAUUCAGUUAGCACAAGCAGCUGCUGGCUGGAGCUACCAGUCCUGUGUAGUUUGGUGCAGAAUGCAGGGAAGACAUUUUAUGAAUUUGAAAGUGAUGGCAUGGGUCUGGAAAGGAUGGUGCCAGAAUUCUACAUGAUGAUAAACUAAAAACAUGUUGCUUUUCAGAAGAAGAUAAGAAAGUAUCUGCUUUGGUGGAGGAGUAUCUCAUUUAAAUCUAAGUAAAAAGAACUAGCCAUGGUGUAUUUUAAAAAUGGUAUACACACAAAACAGGUCUCGGUUUUCAGUGCAACUUAAAAAAAAUAUAUAUGCUGCAAUCUAUUAAUUAAAAUGAGUUUUAACUGUUAUAAAACAUCGGUUACAUUUUUUAAGUUAGAUAAUCAGUUUCAAGAGGAGUAUUCAGGUUAUUUAACUUUGUUUUUAAAUGGCUGCAUCAGAAAAAAUCUAUUUUUUUUAAUUAAAAUAUUUCAUCACUUGUUAAAAGUGUAUUUUCGAUCUGAGUUUAGUAAAGUAUUAUUUUACUUGCUGUUGUACUACCACAGACGGUUGGCUUGUAGUUUCCUAAAGAGAAAAAUUGCCUUUUUACUAGAAAGCCUUUGUGUAUCGCCAGUUUUUCUGUUUGGGAAAAUCUAAGGAUUUACUGUGGUUAGUCUUACAGAAGAAAUGUGGAUUUGAUAAACUAGUGCCUAUGAUUUUAACUUAUGUUUGAUACAUAGUAGUAAGGAUUUUAUGAAUGUUGAUUAUUUUGUGCCAACAACCCAGAAUUGUCACUUCUAUGUAAGCAGAAAGCUAUGAACUCUGCUUCCAAAGUUAUUUAAUUUUCUUGGUGUUUGAAUGUUAUUUUUUGUAAGUGUGUUAAUAAAAGUGUAAAGAAUUGGAAAAUAUAAAUAUUCUUAACUCAAGCAUUUGCUGGAUCAUUUUUCUAUAAAGCUUGUUUGUAUAAUACAAAACACUCUCGGAAGAGUUGGCUUUUUUCAGUUUUCAUACCCUGGAAAUCACAUUUUGUAAAACUGGGACCAUUCAUAAUUACCAGAUACUUUUUUAAAUUAUCUCAAUGCAUCACUUUUAUAUUACAGUUUUUUUGAAAGAAAAUCAGAUACAUAUGUGGCCCCAGGUGUUUGUAUAACUCUAGAAUGAUCUAGACUAUGUAUGUUUAAAUUGACUUUUUAUUGACUGUACAGGUGUCCAUUUUUGACAUUAUGCAUGGUCCUUUUAGAUCACAUGAAGUUUGAUUUGCAAACAUUUCUAUAGCCUAAACUUGUAUAUGUGGUUGCCUCCUUAAUAAACAGCCUGACCAUAAUGUUUAUUAUUAAAUUUA
Dipodomys spectabilis (banner-tailed kangaroo rat) is the source of this 5086-nucleotide messenger RNA. It is a transcript of the gene Slain2, whose product is annotated as SLAIN motif family member 2. Gene Ontology annotation, cellular component: microtubule plus-end. Gene Ontology annotation, biological process: cytoplasmic microtubule organization; positive regulation of microtubule polymerization; microtubule nucleation. The transcript is spliced from 9 exons. Bases 359 to 2185 code for a protein of 608 amino acids. Lineage: Eukaryota; Metazoa; Chordata; Mammalia; Rodentia; Heteromyidae. The record is from RefSeq and is a predicted model, not a curated record.